This is a messenger RNA of Phalacrocorax carbo (great cormorant), 1120 nucleotides long. The record is from RefSeq and is a predicted model, not a curated record. NCBI's taxonomy places the organism in Eukaryota, Metazoa, Chordata, Aves, Suliformes, Phalacrocoracidae.
CCCCCGUGCCCUCAGGUGACCUACAGGGUGGUGCAGGUGACGGAGGCGCCACUCGAUGGCCCCGAGGGAGCCGCCGUCAGCGUCGUCUCCACCUUCGCCGGCGCCACCCAGGCGGUGAUCCAGAACCCCUUCAGUAACGGGGGGAGCCCCGGGACCGAGGGCGGCGCCGAGGCGCGCUUCGCCUGGGCGGGGGAAGGGACCGUCUCCGUCCAGGCUGACCCGGCCUUGGCGCAGGCUGGAGGCCAGUUCUACGUGAUGAUGACCCCCCAAGACGUCCUGCAGACGGGGACCCAGCGCAGCAUCGCCCCCCAUGGGCACCCCUAUUCCCCGAAGCUGGAGGGGCCCCGGGUGCCCCGGGACGAGCGGCGCCGGGCGCAGCACAACGAGGUGGAGCGCCGCCGCCGGGACAAGAUCAAUAACUGGAUCGUGCAGCUUUCCAAGAUCAUCCCCGACUGCGGCACCGACAACAGCAAAACGGGGGCGAGCAAAGGGGGGAUCCUGUCCAAGGCCUGCGACUACGUGCGGGAGCUGCGCCAGAGCAACCAGCGCCUGCAGGAGACCUUCAAGGAGGCCGAACGCCUCCAGAUGGACAACGACCUCCUCCGCCAGCAGAUGGAGGAGCUGAAGAGCGAGAACGCCGUGCUGCGGGCCCAGCUCCAGCAGCGGGGGCUGGAGGGGACCCCCGAGGGGACCCCCCAGUGACGUCAGGGGGGGACACCCCGCCCCUCCCCCCACCGGGGACCCCCCCCGGGGCUCCCCCUCCCCCACCUUGGGGACCCCGCACCUCGAGGCCGCCUGGUUGGGCCACUCUCCGGGGACACGCCCCCCCCUCCCCCAACCCCCGCCCCCUCCGGCCUUGGGGGCACCCCAGGGACCCCUCCCCCACCCUCGGGGACCCGCCCCUUUGGGGGCACCCCAGGGACCCCUCCCCCACCCUCGGGGACCCGCCCCCCUUUGGGGACACCCCAGGGACCCCUCCCCCACCCUUGGGGACCCCCCUCCCCCGCUUUGGGGAUCCCCGCCCCCCGCAAACCCACCGCCUCGGGGACGCGCCCCUCCCCCACCCUGGGGACCCUCCCAUUGUCGACCCGCCCCACCCCCCCAGGCCACGCCCACCUUG